AUGACAAAUUUGCAGGUUGGAAAAAGCCGUCAAUUCAUAAGUCCGAUUCAAGCAAAUCCAUUCGAUUUAUGUUUCAAAAGUGACUGUCAUCCGGAUGCAACGUGCACUUCCAGCGCUACAGGCUAUACUAAUUUAUGGCACAUUUGCAGAUGUAAAUGUCCGGACACAUAUCGUGACUUGAAUCCAUCGCAUCCAGGGCGAGAAUGUGUGAACACGGUAGGCGUGAACGAAUGCGAGCGAAAAGAAUGGAAUGAAUGUGACGAAAAUGCUCGUUGUAUCGAUGAGGUUCAUCUUUACAGGUGUGAAUGCAUAAAACCGUAUGUAAACGCAGCCCCUCCUGGCAAACUGCCGGGCUCAAAAUGCCGCCUCGAUUACUGUUCCGAUGCUGUUUGCGUUUGUAAGCCCGGUUAUGUGGAUAUACGCGAUAGCCCGUAUCGUACCGAGCAUUAUGCGGAGAACGUGUACUGUCUGCUACUGAAAGACGUUGACGAAUGUGCGCUGGGACUAACAAACUGCAGUGCGGUGGCUAUCUGUACCGAUCUUCCAAAUGGAUAUGAAUGUCGAUGUCCGGAUGGGUACGUGGACGGUAGCCCAUCGGAGCCGGGACGUGUAUGUGCUGCACAACUCUGCGGUCUUUGCAAUGGUCAUGGCGAUUGUGUGUACAACGAAGCGACAAAGAAUGUAACAUGCUCGUGUGUUGAGGGAUACACCGGCGAAUUUUGCGAGAUAGCACCCUCAAAUGUACAUCUCAUAUUGUGUUUCGGUGGACGACGAGGGCUGACACCAAGUGACGGAAGUGCCCAGGAGAUCCUCGGCUCUGAUUAUUAUUCGAUUCCACGAGCAAAACUCAAAAGACGUGAUGUAAGUUCAAGAUUCGCAUUUAAGUCAAUUUCACACUUUGCACAUCUGAAUUUAUAUCGUAAUCGCAUAAUAAAUAUUUAA
Messenger RNA from Gongylonema pulchrum, 942 nucleotides. NCBI's taxonomy places the organism in Eukaryota, Metazoa, Nematoda, Chromadorea, Rhabditida, Gongylonematidae. The record is from the annotation of a GenBank genome assembly.